This is a messenger RNA of Rhea pennata, 1803 nucleotides long. It is a transcript of the gene IRF2, whose product is annotated as interferon regulatory factor 2. The transcript has 10 exons. Gene Ontology annotation, cellular component: nucleus. Lineage: Eukaryota; Metazoa; Chordata; Aves; Rheiformes; Rheidae. Gene Ontology annotation, molecular function: DNA-binding transcription factor activity, RNA polymerase II-specific; RNA polymerase II cis-regulatory region sequence-specific DNA binding. Gene Ontology annotation, biological process: regulation of transcription by RNA polymerase II; immune system process. Bases 376 to 1422 code for a protein of 348 amino acids. The record is from RefSeq and is a predicted model, not a curated record.
GGGGGAUUUCCAAGCGCCGGCUGCUCGCCGCUUCCUCCCCUUGUUUUGCUUUCGAUCUGGACCUUUCUCAGCCCAGGCGGAGGGAGUAACUUUUAGUUUUGUUCCCGCGAUUAUUCAGCGCCUUGUUUUCAUUUCCAUUUUUUUUUUGCAUUCUCUCCCCCUCCCCUUGGCAACAGCGGUAACCUUGAGGAAUUAUAUAAGUGCCGCGAAAACGUACCGACUGGCAAGAUCAAAGGUGACAAGAAUAGCAGAGCAGAGAAGUGCAGAAUGAUGCAGAAAGCGCAGAUGUAAAGAACAAAGGAGAGAGGAAGGAGCCGAACCUGGUGUAGUGGGGAGAGAAGAAGAAGCCUAAAUCUCCUUCUAACACAGGUAACGAUGCCUGUCGAAAGAAUGCGGAUGCGCCCAUGGCUGGAAGAACAAAUAAAUUCUAACACAAUACCAGGGCUGAAAUGGCUAAAUAAGGAGAAGAAGAUUUUUCAGAUUCCCUGGAUGCAUGCUGCAAGACAUGGGUGGGAUGUUGAAAAAGAUGCUCCUUUAUUUAGAAACUGGGCAAUUCACACAGGAAAAUACCAGUCAGGAGUAGAUAAACCUGAUCCAAAAACAUGGAAGGCAAAUUUCCGAUGUGCUAUGAACUCUUUGCCUGAUAUAGAAGAAGUGAAGGACAAAAGUAUAAAGAAAGGAAACAAUGCCUUCAGGGUGUACCGGAUGUUGCCGUUAUCUGAAAGACCGUCCAAAAAAGGAAAAAAAACAAAGUCCGAGAAGGAUGACAAAUUCAAACAAAUUAAGCAAGAGCCAGUUGAAUCAUCUUUUGGGAUUAAUGGGCUAAAUGAUGACACUUCUGACUAUUUCCUGUCCUCCAGUAUAAAAAAUGAAGUUGACAGUACAGUGAACAUUGUAGUUGUAGGACAGCCGCACCUUGAUGGCAGCAGUGAGGAGCAGGUGAUAGUUGCCAAUCCUCCUGAUGUUUGCCAGGUGGUAGAGGUAACAACAGAAAGUGAUGAACAACCCCUCAGCAUGAGCCAGCUCUACCCCCUGCAGAUCUCCCCCGUCUCGUCCUAUGCAGAAAGUGAAACGACCGACAGCGUUCCAAGCGAUGAAGAAAAUGCAGAGGGACGACUUCAUUGGCAGAAGAGAAACAUUGAAGGCAAACAAUAUCUGAGCAAUCUGGGAAUGAGGAACACUUCUCAUAUGCUUCCCAGCAUGGCUACUUUUGUAGCCAACAAGCCUGACCUCCAGGUCACCAUCAAAGAAGAAAGCUGCCCACUGCCUUACAACAGCUCCUGGCCCCCCUUCCCAGACCUCCCUCUGCAACAAGUAGUGUCCACAGCCUCCACUAGCAGCAGCCGACCAGACCGUGAGACACGGGCUAGCGUCAUCAAGAAAACGUCAGACAUCACCCAGUCAAGAGUCAAGAGCUGCUAAGCCUUUGACAGUUUGUUUUUUAGCUUUGUUUUGUUUGGUUUUUGUAUUUUAUGUUUCUCUAGGAGAGGUUCAUCACGCACAUUAGACAAAUCUAAGGUAAAGCCUUGGCAAUAUAAAACAUUGCUGUGUCCGACUCCGAUGCCGGAGUGUUUUUAACUCAGGACUCCAGCCGUCAGUAUGUACAUCUGAAUCCAGACGGACUUCCAAGGUUGUUACGUAGGAAAAAAACAUGAACUUUGGCCCACUUGCAGGUUCCAGUGCUUCAUAAGAGGACCAACUGACCACAAGGGAAGUGGUGCUGCUGCGCUUCUUACUGUCAAGGCUGUGAUGGAACUGAAAGCCUCAGAAUGGAAGAGAAAAUGUGAACUAGCUGGAAUAUUU